AUGCUUGUGAGAUUUUGGCAGAUAAAAGACGCAGUAAUUGUCACAUUAGCUUUAACUAAGAGGGAUUUAAUGACGCUCAAUGAGGAAGAACUAUCCGAAAUUAAACAAGCUACUGAUAUUUUAGGGGUAUUCAGUCAGGUUACGGCAGAAAUAAGCGCAGAAAAAGGUGUUACAAUUUCGAAAGUUUUAUACUUUAUAAAAAUAAUGAAUCGCCAUGUGUCUUCUGAUAAAUUUUCAGACGAAAUUUUAAAGCCAGGGUGCAAAAAUAUGGUAUAUAAACUAAAACAAGAAUUGAAAGAAAGAUUCGAUAAAUACGAAGACAAUGAAGUUAUUUGUCAAGCCACAUUCCUAGACCCAAGAUUUAAACAAUUUAGUUUCAUUAAUCGCAAUAAAUAUGAAUAUACAGUUGAAAGACUGCGAAAUAGACUCCAGUCAUUACAAUCAAAUAACAGUACAAUUCAAACUCAUGCAACGCUACCUCAACCUACAUCUACAGACAAUAGCUCAGCACAUUCAAUGAUUUGGGAAGAAUUUGAUAGUCAAGUACAAAACGUCACCUCCAACAUCAACCCACGAACAUCUGCAAUAUUAGAAAUAGAUCGAUAUAUUAAAGAACCUAUAUUACAAAGAACCGAAGAUCCACUAAAAUGGUGGAAUGACAGACAGGCAAUUUUUCCUGCUCUAGUUGACCUAGUAAAAAAAAGACUUUGUAUUACUGCAACCUCAGUCCCAUGUGAGAGACAAUUUUCAAAGGCAGGUCUGAUAAUGACAGAUAAACGAAGCCAAAUGAAAGCGAGUAAGCUGUCUAAAGUAAUGUUUUUGCAAAGCAACUUGCCAAAUUAA
Messenger RNA from Diabrotica virgifera virgifera (western corn rootworm), 843 nucleotides. RefSeq names its product E3 SUMO-protein ligase ZBED1-like. Gene Ontology annotation, molecular function: protein dimerization activity. The transcript has 2 exons. Lineage: Eukaryota; Metazoa; Arthropoda; Insecta; Coleoptera; Chrysomelidae. The record is from RefSeq and is a predicted model, not a curated record. The coding region runs from base 1 to 843 and encodes 280 amino acids.